CUGCAUGACAUGCUGUACCGAAACCAUCCAUACGCUCCUCUUUAUAAGCAGGCCUAUCAAGUAAUGCGAGAGAAGCCUCCAGAGCAGCACACAGAUGUUCGUGCACGCAUUCACUUCCAGCAGGGCACAGAUGGUCGAAGAUAUAACCUUCCCACUGCUGAUGAAAUUGCUGUGAUUAUUCCUGGAGAUGGAUCCGAGGAGGUGUCCGACAAACACGACAUCAUUUUACGACUUCAAGGUGGCCAACUUCAACGUGUGAGCCAGCUUAGCCAUGCAUACUCAACCCUUCACUAUGUUCUUCUCUUUCCUUCCGGUGAG
Molecule: messenger RNA, 318 nt
Organism: Suillus clintonianus
Lineage: Eukaryota; Fungi; Basidiomycota; Agaricomycetes; Boletales; Suillaceae
Exons: 1
Source: RefSeq, a predicted model, not a curated record